GUGUGCGUAGCUGCGGUUUGAGCGCGUCCGUGCAGAGGAGGCGGGAGCAGAGUGGGGCGCGCUGAGCGACAGACAGCAUCAGUACAACGCAGCGGAGCGCCGCGGUCACAGCGGGAAAGGACGCACCGGUCUCCAGGGAGAAGAGAAGUCGGCUGUGUUUGCUGGACAGUGGCACAUUCCUGACUCACAGAAAAACAAAGAAAAGAAAGAAAAAAAAAAGGGGGUUGGGUAUCCACCAGUGCAGAUUUAGCACAUUUCUGCAAGUCGUUGCAUUUGUUUGGAAAGUAGUAAAACAAUGCAUUCAGAGACGAUAUGCAAAGAUGAGACUCAGAGGAAGUUUUUGGCGACAUUCCGCUGUUUUGUGGUCCUCAGGUGGGACAAAGUCUGGUAGAUUGAGCGUCUCUCGGUCACCUUCUGAAAUGAUGUCUUGUGGCGACGUGCGCGGCGCGCCGGCGUGCGUGUGACUGGCUGACCCACUGUCUUUCAGAGAGAGAAAGGCUGGAUAUAAACAGCAGUCAGGCUGUCAGGCAGCGACGGCUGGAUACCCAGCGCAGGCUUCUUUCCUCUCCCCCCGCUCCUCAGACCCAUGCAGGAUGCCCGGGGAGUGCCGCCGGGGAGCGCUGGUCCAGCUCAGCCCGAGUUCAUGACGCUCUGGGUGACCUCGUCAUGCGUUUUUUGCCCGAGCCCAGUGCCCAUUCCCUUCGGCUUCUCUUCCUCUUUAUCUUCGUGAUGGGGGUGGCCCCCUCUCCGGCACUCACGGCCGGCUGCCCGGACCGGUGCGUGUGCGACGACCAGCUGGUGGUCCAGUGCGCCGGGCAGGAGCUCACCCAGUUCCCCGGCGACCUGCCCCUGGCCACCCGGCAGCUCAUCCUCUCCAACAACCGCAUAGGGGACCUGCCGGCCCUUCAGCUCAAUUACCUGUCCGACCUGGUCUAUCUAGACUGUAGCAACAACUCGCUGACAGAAAUCUCCGAGUCCACUUUCGGGAACUUGCGGAAACUUGCCUACUUGGACUUGUCUUUCAAUACCCUGCUGCAGAUCGAGGACCGGACUUUCGGGCCUCUGGCGUCUCUGGUGAUGCUCCGGAUGACGGACAACCCGAGUCUAGGGGAGAUCCACCCGGACGCCUUUUCGGAGAACUUUGCUCUGCAGGUGCUGGAUGUGAGUCGGAACAACCUGACGGUCUUGAACAUCAGCAGUCUGAUCGCUCUGCCUGCUCUGCGCUCUCUGGGCCUUAGUGGGAACCCAUGGAGGUGCGACUGUGAUACGGAGGACCUCUGUCUGUGGGUGCAGAUAGAGGGAUUCAAGUUCCAAGAUGAGGGCCAGACGAUUUGCCACAACCCUCCGGAGCUGGCGGGCCAGCGGGUGGCGGAGGUCGGCAUGCAGCUGCGGGCGGACUGCCACCGGGGCCUGGGCUACUGGGACUACCUCUUCUUCAUCGCCAUUGGCUUUGUCAUCUUCUCGGCUGGCACACUAUCAGCUUGGGUGAUGGGCGUGCUCAUGGUGCUGUACGAGCGCUACACCAAGCGCAAGAGCGAGGAGCUGGACAGCGACGACGAGGAUGAGAGGGGGCCCAUGCAUGGAAGCGGUGGAGGAGGGAACCAGGGAAACGGGGAUCUGAGCAAACCCAGCAUGCAGGUGUGACAGGCUGGUGUGGAGAAGCACCUGCAAACGUUACUUGAAGGAAAGAUGAGAGAACAGACAUGGAGGAAAAAGAAGCCUCCGCUGUGAACUGAGAUCUGCUUGUCUCUUCUUGUUGCAGAUUUAAAUAUCGCAAAUGCUCUUUAAUAUAUUGAAAAGUGCAUGUUGAAGUGUGUGUGUGUGAGAGAGAGAGAAACAAUCAGAGACAGCAAUAAGGAUGCCUUCAAAUUAGGAGAACAGAAUGACCUCUGAGAUUAUUGAGAGCAAUAACCCUGCACAUGCAACCACGAGUUCCUCCAUACGAUGAAAAGUGCUCUUCACCAACACCUUGUGUGAGUGGCACUCUCAAGCACACAAAUACAGUUCAUCCAGAAAAUAAAGAUAAAGGGGAGGAGGUUCACAAAAUAGACCCAUGCCUUAAAUCUGCCAGAGUGGAAACAGGGAAACUGGUUUAUAUCAGUGUUUAAAAGGUAUUCUCAGAAUGCCCUAAGGUUGAAAUAGUCGCCAUUAGCCGUUCUCUGUUCAGGACGAAAUAUAUCCACGUAGAGUAAAAACUCAUUUUCGGGUACAUAAUGAAUUAGACAAAAAACGAAGUAGUGUGAAUGUACAUAAAACAAAUUAAUCACAACUCACUGAAAUACAAACAACAAACACAGAAAGUUCAGGGACCUGAUGUUCAAAGGUAACUCGUCUGGCUCUUCAUUAAGGUUGCAAAGGGGUGCUGUAAUUCCAGGAACGUUUUAUGGGAAGUUAAGCAGAGAAACCUUGGAAACAUUUCAAACUGGAAGCUCUCCAUAGAAAUCCAUGGAGAUUAACUGGAGACUGGGGCUGAUUUAAGCAAACCACAUCAGACACAAACAAAUAAAUCUUUUUUUUUGUAAUAGGCAGAUAUCCAUGCAACAUACAGUAAUACAGUUCAAAAAGUUACAAUUGACUAGAUUUAUUUGUAGGCAAAAUACAAUUCUUUUAACUAUUUGCUUAAUUUGUUUUGUAGCCUUAUUGACUGACCGCUGGUUAGAUACAAAAACUGACGCAGUUUUGACACAUGUGGGACUCGAGGAGAUUAGCAGAUUUAGAUUAGUUAGUGAUUUCUUUUGAAUGUAAAAAUAUCUUGGUUCCUAAAACGCUUUGCAAGUUUCUAACAAAGCAGCUUGAUGCCACUUAAAACCUUGUUUGAGCUGAUCUUGAAUAUAUGGUGCAUUCAAUUUGUACUCAGAUGUUGGAACUUCAAAGCUCCAAAUUAGGACCCGAAAUUCAGAUUCAAUGAAGCGGCUGUGCAAAUAAAACUCAAUGAAAGUUACAGGAAAAUACUGUUUUUUGCACAUCUGAUGAUUUUUCCAUCUACUUAAAACCAACAAAAUAUGAGAUUGCAAUCAGUACCAAAUAUUUCAGCCCAGGAUUGAUUUUUCUGCUUAUCUGCUUCUACGCUGGUCCUAUAUAUUCAAGACUUUCAACUAUAGGUGAUCUAAUGCAGUCCAGAUUUAUUAAAACCACCUUUCAAAUGUCUGUUAGCUCUGAUAGGAAGCUCUGAAGCAGAUCAACAUUAGCUAAAUGUUUACAGAGCUUAACUUGUUGUAUCUCGUCUCUCUCUUUGUCAAAUAUUCUUUUUUCUACUUAGUUCCCAAAAUGCUCCUAAAUAAAUGUUUUACAAGAGGUGGAGGGUUCUUUAGUGUUUCUAUAGCUGAGUGUUGACCUACCUGACAGAAAGUCUUUUUUAGUCGAUUCUAUCAACAUAACAGGAGGUCUCAAAUAUAGAUUUGGGUUGUUAGGCUUAAAGAGUCACCUUCAUUAUACUAGGCACCUUGACGACAGACCAGUGAUUUUAAUAUUGAGAGAUCUUCUACCACAAGAUCUUGCUACAUCCCUGCUCUACUGCUUAUAUUUGAGAGCUUGUUCCUAUUAUCUUGUAUUGCUGAGAGCUGUUAGCACAGCAACACUUAGCAAGUCUCAUUGGUUCCUAAUGGACAGGUUCAACCCAGGUCUGAGUUCUGAGGCAAAUCGAAUUGCUUCACCUCAUGUGAAGCAAUUGUAAUCAGGCAAAAGUAUUAUUACGCUAAAGAUGAUCGAGAUAAACAGUUGUAGUCACACUUUUUCUCACAAUUACUGCAGAGGAAUAACCUGCAGCCAGAAGUUAUGACUCUGAUUUCACUUCGCCACCAACUGGCAAUGCACAAAUGCAUCAUUAUAGAUGCCCACCUCCUAGUUCCUGGGCCUGCUUUCUAGUUUGGUGUCAUUUUCCUGUUAAAAAUCAUUCCCCUGUAAAGGCCGACAAAGUCUUCCUCUGGUAACACCAAGUGACCUCAUAACAUGUUUGUGCUAAGCAUAGGCUUUUCUUUAGGCUUCUGUGUCUACACUGUGAGCCACACAGUGCAGUAAGCAGAUCUAACAUGCUGGAGUUCCUGAAGUGGGGCAGAUUCAUGGUGGCUGCACAUGAAGAUGGUAAUAAGAGUGAUUUAAUCAGUCAAGCACUCAAUGAUGACUUUACAUGAUGUGACUGGUCUCCUCUCUUGGUUGGCCUUAUGUGCAGUGCACAUUCAAGGCUAGGAAAACGUAUUUAAUCCCUUUCAGAUUUUUUCUGUUUUUGCUUUUUUAUCACACCUAAAGGUUUCAGAUCAUCAGACAAAUUUUAUUAGCAAAGAAAGUGACACUGUUUUUGGAAACAACUGCCAUCUAGUGUUUGUGAUAACUGUAAAUUAGUCGCUAGCAGUGGCAUGGAGGAGUUAUGGCCCACUCUUUAAAUAAUUGUUCUAAUUCAGCCGCAUUGGAGGGCAACUGAUUUAAGUCUGGACUUUGACAAGGCAAUUCCAAAACCCUAAUUCUUUCAAGCCCUUCAGAGGUGGACUUGCUGGCGUGCUUCGGGUUAUUGUCCUAUUGCAUAACCCGAAUGUGCCAGAGCUUAGUGAGUCUCAAACGGAUGGCUUGACAUUCUCCUUUAGGAUUUUCGGUAGUUUCUAAGUUAAAACAAGUAAAAACGUGACAAGACAAAAAAAAAAUCAUCCUGGUUUCACAGUUUAGGAGAAAGGCCUAUUCACUUCUGUGGACCUGCCUGGACCUCAGGGUAACUAGAAGCAAAUGAUCAUUAGAUCUAAGAGGUCAGGAUGCAGGAGAUCAGACAUGGGCAGGAGCCUGUCCAUUCAGGGCCUUAUGGGUAAUCAAUACAAAUUUUAAAUCAAUUCUAAAACAAACAGGGAGCCAGUGAAGGGAGAUAUGUUAAUGCUUUUUUUGUUCUUGUAAAAAGAUGAGCUGCGGCUUUCAGGACUAACUGCAGUUGUGAGAGGUUGGCCUGGCUAACACCAACAUACAGAGUUACAAUAAUCCAGCUGGGAGCUAACAAAGGCAUAAAUCACCCAUUCAAAAUUAUUAAAAGAUAAAAAUGGUUUCACUUUAGAUAAAAAUCCCAGUUUUAAAAAGAAUCUUUUUACUACAGAGUUUUUCCGCUUCUCAAGGCUAAAAUUCUUAUCAAGGAUCACCCCAAGAUUUUUAAAAUGAAAUUUUAGAAACUGCUCCAGGGUACCUAGAGGAGGAGGAGAAGCUCUACGAUUUCCACAGGGACCAAAAAUAAUAACUUUGGUUUUAUUUUUAUGGAAGUUUUGAAAAUUUGAGGCCUUCCAAGCAUUUAGCUUGGUGAGACAGUUAAACAGUGGUUGUGGUAAAACAUGAUGAUUACGCUUUAACUGAAAAUAUAUCUGCAUAUGAAUGAAAUGAGAUGUUAAAUGUUCUAAGGAUGGAGAAUAAGGUGAGCAUGUAAAUGGAAAAUAAAAUGGGUCCAGGAAUUGAUCCUCGAGGGAACUCCACACGUGAGGGGAGCUGAGUGGGAAACAGAUUCUCCGAGGCUUAAGAAGAUACUUCUGUCGGACAAAUAAGACCUAAACCAAUCCUUUGUAGAGCCUUUGAUACCACAUAAGUCCAGCUGGGAGAUCAAAAUAUUGUGGUCAACUGUUUCAAAUGCAGCUGUCAGAUCUAAAAGCAGGAGAACAGCUGAGUUUCCUGAAUAUGUAGCUAGUAAAAGAUCAUUAAAAACCUUUAAAAAUGCAGUUUUAGUGCUGUAGGGGGUUUUAUAGCCAAACUGAAACAUUUCAAGAAUAUUGUGUGCAGCUGAAUAAAAAGUAUCAGUUCUGAAAAUGUUGAUUAAAAAGUUGAAAAGGGCCUAAAAUUUGAAAGAACAAAUGAAUCAAUGUUAGGUUUCUUUAGCAUUGGCUGCAGAAUGAUAAAUGAUACAUAGGUGGAAGAUGAUCAGAAGCCCCUUCUCUUCCAUCCUUCCUUGCCUCCGCCAUGUCCGUAACAGGUAGGAGUUCAGAGAUGAUAAACAACAAACUUCCUGAUGGAGAUGGGGCGGGAAAAGAGUGCGGGACAAUGUCAGAAGUGUGAAUUGUUUCUGACAGACACACCGAUCCGCUUGAGUGAUUGAUAGCAAUGCCUACAUUAAUGUCCUUUGCUGAGAAGGUAAACGCUUAAAGGAUAAAUCUCAAGCAAGCUUGACUGCGUGUGUCACUGAGUAUUCGUGAAUACACACAGGUGUAUUUAUGGCUUCUGGCGGCAUAUCUUAAUGUUGAUGCACACGAGUGGCUUCGGCUUUAUUUAUAAUUUUACAAUGGUGGGGGAACUAGUCAUCAAAGUAACACACCUUAUCUGACACAAAGUGAAGCACAGGAAGCAGCUCACUCUCUGCCUUUCACUCACUCACACACACACGCACACACACACGCACACAUAUCCAACGCAUGCACAGUGAAUCUCAAGGGCACAGCUAAAGUCAGAGCCGCAGGCCUGAGAACAUUAACACUCCUUUUUUGGUCUCUCUUGCCAUGCAUCACCACAUCCUCUUAUCCUCCCCUUCAUCUUCAAUCUGACACCACCAUCAGCUUUCACACAGACACACACCUGGACUCAUAAUUUACCUCAGCUAAAGCUUUAUGCUGUCAUUAUCAGAUCGUUUUGGCCCGAGGGAAGCUUAGAGAGCCGUCUGUCCUUCAUAUGUUACAUCAAAAUCAUUUGGCACAGAAGGACAUGACCUCUCAGCAGCAACAUGCCUGUACUUAUCGGAGAACAACAAUAUUUCCUGUCUGGAGGUUGUGAAUAUUUUCAGUUUGUUGCUGGUAGUUGUACAGCAGAUAGAUAACGGCAGUUAUUUGUGUGUUGUAAGUCAGAGUGUGGCAGUAGAGCAAUUUUUUAAGUGGUGCUAACAUGUCGCUGGGCGGAGCAGAGGACACAGCAAAAAUACCUGAGAUGUUAAAGAACAAGGGCUUGUGUUUGUCGUGUAGAAAGUGUCAAACGAUCAGCUGAGAAAGACAUCUUGGCAGGCCAGUCAGGUGAUCUGUAGAUCUGUAGAGAAGUUGGGAAACUCAUGGAUUAAAGGAAUAUAUAUAUAUAUCUAUAUAUAUAUAGAUAUAUAUAUAUAUAUAGUGAAGGAAGGAAAGUUGUCAGUAAUAUGAAUUUUUCCACCAAAGCAGGUCCAGUACAUAACCCAGGCUGGUGCUACACCCAGUUCUUAGCUGGUUCUGUUAAACAGCUGGUUUGGUUUUUUAACAACCUGAGAGCCAUCUUGUAAUUCCAUGAAUAUAAACCUCUCAUCCAGUAGAUAUUUGAUCCUCUCUCAGCUCUGUUCUGGGACUUUGUGGAGGAUAGUAGAGCAGGGAGACAAUUUAACUUCAAAAAUAGUCUUAGUAAACAGAUGUACUAGUCCCAUUAUAUUAACACAAUUUAAUCACUGACAGUAUUUCACCAAUCAGCUUUUAAAGAGCUGACUGGUGAUUUGAUCAGCGGUAGUAAUGGAAAAACAGUUAAACUAAAUAUAUUCAGUAAGAUUUAUUAACACUACUUCAUACUUCAUGGUAUUUAUAGAUCAAAUGUUUUUGGGGAAAUGAGUUAGAAAUGUUCAAUAUGGAUUCAGUGAAAAAGAUCUGUGAGUGGAUUGACUUACUAAAGAUACAUGGCAAGUGACUGAUCUGAUGUUUUGUAAAUGCUGAAGCAAUAUGUUUUUAAUGUUUUUCUAACCUAAAUUAAGGGAGACACUAUAGGCCUAUACAUACUCCACAAGAACAGAGAUUUAGUCUCUCCCACGCCUGCAGGAGUUAAAAUGACGUCAUUCUUGUUUUUGACAUUUCAUCUGGGCAGGCCUUUAUUCUUGGGUGCUGUCCAACAACUCAUGUAAAGUAUGAAAUGUUCUGGUUAAAAAGAGCUUUGUUCUUGUUCUUGUCACUUUAUGAAAUUUCUCUGUUGUUGCAGAGUAUAUAGAGGCCUUAACUCGGGGGUUUGAACAUGCUGCACACAAUGCUUUGAUUGGUUGUUGGGUCUCUGUGAGCGUCUCUUGAGAGAAGCGAUUCUUUCCUCUGGCCCGCCUCAAAGUUAGCGCAAAGAAAGAAUCAGUUUGCCGGUGCUUAAAUCAGAGCUUACAGCAGCAGAAACACAAUAAACUGGUGCUAAGCAAGCACUAGCACCAGUUUAUCACUGAAACCAGUUUGCAUGGGAAAAAAAACCUCUACCUUCACCUUAUCUUGAGUAGAAACAUGUUUUUUCAAAGUGAGUUUGUUGAAAAGUCGAGAAAUCGUCUGAGUGGUUAAAGACUAACAGUUAGUCAGAUGGUCAUUGUUUUGGGUCAUUUUAACAACAUAAAAAGAAAUAAAUGUGUGGGUUACGACAUAUUAUUAGAGAUUAAUCUUCUACAGGGAAUGUUGUUAAGUCUGUUGCUGUUUUCUCAGCUGGACAACAUCUGAGUUACUGCUCUAAAGUUAUGUGUGCUGAGGCUGCUGGCUGUAUCAGUCCUCCCAAUCAGCUCAUCAGGGGUCCAGGAUAAUUUCCAAACCACUGCAACAGGAAUGCAAUAGGAAAAACAUAGGAAUGUUUCCAUUUCAGAUACCACUGCCCAACUGAUGCCUGAUUGAAAAUGCAAAAACAUUUACUCCAGGGGAAGACGUGGGUACUGGUCUCAAGGUAUACUGUGGUUUUAAAGAAUUCCAGUUUCAAAACCAUCAUACCACUCGUAUGGUCCUUUGAAUAAAAUGCCAAAGAAAGCUUCAAAGUGAGCAGAGUUUGUAGUGAAGUUACUCCACACCCAGGCACUUUUAUUUCUCCUGUUUACAGGAAAAACAGUCGGCACCUUGAAAAUAGGAUGGAAACCAAAGGGUUUCUCCAAUUAUUUUUAUUAAGGGUAUGCUCAUUUGAAAAUCAAGUUGGUCUGCUAAAAGUCUAGAGCAGGUUGUUACGCACAGACAGUAUUUAUUCUAUAUUUUAUUAUAAGUCUUCUACUUCUGAGUGCAUCUGUUAAAAUAAGAAAAUCCCUUAAUAUUACCUACUGUUUUUAGCUGACUCCGUCUUUAUUUUUACUUGACUUUUUGUGACUGAAAUAGCUUUUAUUGUUUGAUUUUCGUAAAACACUUUUCGGUAUCAUGAGCAAAUGAACCAGGUGACUGGUCAACACUCUCAACUGUGUUCUCAAUAACACUUAUAAAUCCUAUAUAGUCAGUAUCCCAUCUAUAAUAAUGAGUAGUAUUUAUCAGCAGCAGAGUAAUAAAAUACAGAGUAAAAGUUAUUGCUUAAAAAAACCAUUUAGAUCAUAUUAUGCGUUUUUUUUCUUUAAGCGUUUGUGUUAAAACUGUAAUACAUCAAAAGUCUGGUAUUUACCAAAAUUUAUCAUACCACGGUAACAAGUCCUAGGUGAUAAGGCAAAUUGAUUCAGGCGGCUGGCUCCUCUAAUGUAACUCGCACAGCAACAGAAAACAGCAACAAACUCAACUUGUUACAAAGUGUAGAAAGUUACAGUAAUAUCCUCUAAUUUAGUGGAUCCGACUACUUAAUACCUAAUAGGUACCUCUUACCAAACAUUCUGUGGAUUUCUUCAUUUUUAUACUAACUCACUGCAAAAUGGCAUUUUUCUACUAUAAGUAAGAUAACUAUUGCUGACAAUAAAUAAAAACUAUCUUAUUAAAGAAUUUACUGCAUACUUUGCCUUUGUUCUGGGAUUAAGAGCACAAUGUUGCCGCUGAGGGGUUACAAAAAUGUCAUGUUGUUGCUCAGAUACUCAUUGCUGAGAGUGUUGAUCUUUGUCGUGAUCCAAGCAAGUGAUGAAUAAGAGCCAGGGGCUGCUUUGAAAUUUCUACCCUCCACUCGUAAUCACUUGACACAUACUGUGUGUGUGUGUGUGUGUGUGUGUGUGUGUGUGUGUGUGUAUGCAAACAAGUUGAAGAUCUCAUGUUGCCUGCUGUUAAGAAAUCAGAGUGCUGUGAUGGCUCGCUGCUGACGCUGCAGAUUUCAUACAUCCCUUAAGAGUCCUACAGUCCUUAGUGUUGGUGUGUGUGUUUAUGUGCGUCCGAAACUGGAUUUCUGACACAGAAUCUGACCUACUGUACCUGCUGAGAAACAGUCUGUUAUGUGUUUUUUUCCCCUGUCAUUUGUUUGAGAUUUUCCUUUAGUUUUGUACCUUAUGAAUCAUAAGCAAUAAAGAAGUUACCGAAGAAUUCUGGUUUCGCUGAAGCUGAAUGUUAGAGUUUGGGGGCUUUAGAGGGACAGAGGUUUGGAUAAGUCUAUUACUGAGUGAGAAUGCUAGGACUCAUUACUGUGAAAUGACUGAGAUGUAGACUUACGUGUGUUUCUAAAAUCAUAUAGACAGUGCCUUGCACAAGUUUACAUAUACUUUGAACAUUUUCACAUAACUCCAUAUCUUUUCAUUGACAGACCAACAGUAGUGCAUAAUUGUAAAGUGAAAGGAGAAGAAUCCAUGGUUUUACAAAUAAAAAUCUUAAAAAGUGUGGCAUGCUUUUGUAUUUAGCCUCCUUUACACUGAAACAGACAUGAGCCAUGUACCGGUAUCAAGGUAUACUAGAGGUUUAUAAAACAAACAUGUUCUGUCAUUCUAUUCUUAUGUUUUAAAGUCCUUUUAAUGAAAUGCUAAAAUGUGAAUUGGACCAGAAGUAUAAUACCAGGACUAGAUGGAAAAAGAGUGAAAAAGCUGCCAAAGAUAAUGUGAUCAUAAAGUUAUUAUACUGUGAGAGUCUCACAUUGUUCCAGUGUCUACCUGUGAGUAAUUUAAUCUCAGUUUAGGGUUGUAACAGUUGUUCUCUUCUACUGCAUAAAUAUAAGACUCUGAAAUUCAAAAGUUGCAUCCAUUCUUUAGACUGUGGAAACCAUCGUGGUUCAUUUCAUGUAAAAUCAAA
Messenger RNA from Girardinichthys multiradiatus, 10790 nucleotides. RefSeq names its product leucine-rich repeat-containing protein 52-like. Gene Ontology annotation, cellular component: voltage-gated potassium channel complex. The transcript is spliced from 2 exons. The coding region runs from base 667 to 1644 and encodes 325 amino acids. Lineage: Eukaryota; Metazoa; Chordata; Actinopteri; Cyprinodontiformes; Goodeidae. The record is from RefSeq and is a predicted model, not a curated record. Gene Ontology annotation, molecular function: potassium channel activator activity; voltage-gated potassium channel activity; transmembrane transporter binding.